AUGCCUAAAGAACCACCCAACAAAAAACCGAAGCUGGUGGACCUUCAGAGUCCUACUGCCAGAGACGAUGAACCUGGGGAGACGUCACAAGCUAGUGACAAUGUUCAGAAAACGACUGCUGAUUUAAUUAAGAAAGAAGCUGAAGAGGAACCCUCAAAAGAUCUGGAGCAGAAAGCUGAAGAGAAACACACUUUCCUGUUUCGUUUAAACUACAAGACAUUUUUAGUGGCAUGUAAAACAUCCAUGACUGUGCUUGAGGCUCUUAAUACAAGCAAACAAUUCAGGGAUGAAAAAGACAAAAAGAAGAACAUGCAGAAAGAAAUACUCAUCCAAAGAUCCAAAGGAGAAGUUCCUAGAGCUGCUGUGAAGACUGAUUUCCCCUGCUGUCUUAUUGAAAAAGAGGAGACCUUAGAUAUAACCUUUGUCCAAAAGGAUAGAAAUAGUUCUACAAAUCAACAAACAACUGCAGAUCCUUCACUCCUCAGUAAAAGAAGUAAACCUGAAGCAUUAGUCACCUUUUGGGUUGAAAAAGGAGGAGGACCAACAGUGACAUGUUUACUGAAGAGCGAAGCUUUGAGGGAAAGGGUUCGUUAUGUUUGUGUGUUUGCAUUCAAAGGAGAGAACGUCAAAACUGCUCUUAAACGUGAUGGACGAUUCAACAAUGUCAUUUUCAGUAAAGACUGUGGACUUUCUGAGAUUAGUACAGAGACAAUACAUGAAUUGUCAAUGCCUGUGGAGGUUCUUGACAGAAAGUCUUUCCAGGUAGUUGUUAUCAGUGACAAUCAACCGGAGAGUUGGGAUGAUGAGAUUCAUGUCAAAACUGAGCCUAAUGAAGCUUCAGAUUCUGACGCGGCAGAAAAUGCUGGCCCAAGCCAGAAUCCCAUCAACACUGAGCAAGAAAAAAAACAAGAUGGAAACAUGACAAAUUCAAACAAUGCCUCAACUAAGUGGUAUGUAGUUAAAUGCUUAGACGAAUCUAAAGAGAUUCUGGGAAUUCUGCGUGGUCAGUUUAAAGAUUUACUGGAGACAUUAAAGAAGCGAGGGAAACAAGAGAACAAGUCACUGGUCCAAAUAUUCAGAGAAGAAUAUCAUAAAAGUGUUGCGAAUUUUUCAGAGGUGAGGAAAGUGAAGGAGCUCAUGAGACUCUCUGACUCUGUGUGUCAGAUUCGAGUCGGGGAGUCUUGUGAAGGAACCGGCUUCUUACUCUUCAAGAUUCAAGAUUCAAGGUUCAUUCUCACUAAUGCUCAUGUUAUUGGAGAAUAUGUCCCUUUCUCCAUGGAGCUUACAAAGACCUUCACCGCAGUAUUUCGAUAUGAAGGUGUGGAAGCAAAGGAGACCAAGUACAUACAAGUUAAAAAACUCAUAGCUUGCUUUCAUGGGAUAGAUGAGAGUGGAAGGUAUCUUGACUAUGCUCUUCUUGAAUUGGAUUCUGUUGAUGAAAUUGGGGAGUAUCCUGAAUUGCUCAGUUGUUACAGUCCAUACCCUCCUAACAGAGGUCAGAUCUGCAUUGUGGGACAUCCAGGAGAAGGGGUCAAGAAAAUGGACCCCUGUUUCAUCAUUGAGAGAGAGAAUCGACUGGAGGCUGCAAAUAAACAUGCAUCUGAAAAUGCCCAUCUCAUUAAUGUUAUGAUGGAGGUGAAAUCGAAACAGAAAUGGGACUUCUCAAAAUAUGAAAACAAGAUUACUUAUGACUCUUGUUUCUUUCAUGGAUCUUCUGGCUCUCCAGUUUUUGAUGUAGAUUGCAAUCUGAUUGGCAUCCAUACUGGUGGCUAUGUGUACAAAGAAGAAGGGCCUAAAACUUGGAGCGUUAUGGAAUACAGCUUUUCCAUACAGCCCAUCCUGGAUAACAUCAAAGCACAGGCUGAGGCUAAAGGUUUGCAUGAUAUUGUCAAAAUCUUAGAGCCCUACACCAAAAAAGAUCCAGAGAAUAAGUCCGACGUUGUGAUGGCUGAUGCCAAAGACUCUGAAGAGUCUUGAAUGGAUCUGUCCACAUGUCUAUGCUGCUUUUUACUCUCUGUUUCCAUAAUUUUUGACAAAUGUCAAGUCAUGUAUCUCACCUGUGGCUGUGGGUGUUUGUGGAUCUGACAUGUGCAAAGACAGCAGCAAAUGGACAUUAUUCAUUUUGCAGAGACUAAAGAUACAGUUAUUUCUUUAUUGUUCAUUCACAGUUCAUUUAUUUUAUUUACAUUGUUAUUCAUACACACCUGUGUAUUUGAUAUAUUCAUUAACAUCUAUUUUUUAGAUAAUAUUUUUACUUUACAUUUGUGUUGAGGUUUUAUGCUGAUUUUACAUUGAUUUAUGAUUAUUUUGCUUUUGUUGUAAGCAAUCAUAUUCAGUCAUCCACAUCAGUCAUCUCUGAAUCACACAAAUGCACUAAAUGAAUCGAUUCCACCGAAUUGCUGUAAUAUUAGACAAGAAUACACAGCUACAAGCAAAUGUGUAUCUCCACUACAAUAAAUACAUUUAGAAACAUUUAGAGUUUAUUAUUAAAGGGUAAUUUCAGCAGUUCACUGUUCUUCAUGCUUUCAUGAUGAAUUUAGCAUUAGCAUGUACCUUCAUGUUUGUGUUGGUCAUGUUGAGAAGCUUUGAGGAUCUUCAGUUUGUUGGGUCUGGAAAAUUCUGUGAAUGUCCUAUAAAGAAGACAUAUAAUCACAAUUAAUUAAUACACAUUUAUGUUUUAGCAAAAAUACACACUUCAUUUGUAUUUCACAUAAUAAAUUACAAUAAAUA
This is a messenger RNA of Megalobrama amblycephala (Wuchang bream), 2730 nucleotides long. RefSeq names its product serine protease FAM111A-like. The record is from RefSeq and is a predicted model, not a curated record. NCBI's taxonomy places the organism in Eukaryota, Metazoa, Chordata, Actinopteri, Cypriniformes, Xenocyprididae. The transcript is spliced from 4 exons. The coding region runs from base 1 to 1977 and encodes 658 amino acids.